GAGGAAGGACUCGGGGAGAGGAGCGCGCCGGAGCAGAAGCCCCUGGCCGGAGCCUGGGGAGCCCGGGGCCGGCCAGCGAGUCCCGACGAGGUACACGGGUUCACAGUCUAGCUUUUUCCAAGAGCAGCAGAAAAUGAAUGAAUCCCAGGGGUCAGUAUCGUUCAGGGAUGUGGCUGUGGACUUCACCCAGGAGGAGUGGCAGCAGUUGGACCCUGAGGAGAAGAUGACCUACAGGGACGUGAUGCUGGAGAACUACAGCCACCUUGUCUCCGUGGGUUAUGACAGCACCAAACCCAACGUGAUCAUCAAGUUGGAGCAAGGAGAAGAGCCAUGGGUAGUAGACAGCAAGUUCCUACAGCAGCAGCAUUCAGAAAAAGUCUGGAAAGUUGGUGACCUGAUACAGAGAAUGCAAGAAAAUGAAGAUGAAUGUUCAAGGCAAGCUGUUUCUAUCAGCAGCAGAACGCUGACCAAGGAGAGAGAGGAUGCAUUUGAUAAAACAUAUAACGUGGAAACAAGUCUUGCUCCUUUAAAUCUAAUGUCUUAUAAUUGUGUCUCAUGUGGGAAGACUUUGGAAUCUACUUCAGAAUUAAUUAUUAGUGAUGGAAGCUAUGCAAGAAAGAAACCGGAUGAGUGUAAUGAAUGUGGGAAAACAUAUGGAGAGAAACUGUAUGAAUUUCAUCAAAAUGGGGAAGCCUGUUCUCAAAAUGAAGAAAGUAUUCAGAAAAUUAGUAUUUUGGAGAAACCCUUUGAAUAUAAUGGAUGCACAGAAGCCUUAGACAAUGAAGCCGUUUUCAUUACUCAUAAGAGCACUUAUAUGGGGGACAAGUGCUAUGAGUGGAAUGAUUCUAGACCUGACUUCAUCCAGAUGUCAAAUUUUAAUAUAUACCAGAGAUCGCAGAUGGACUUGAAGCCCUUUGAAUGCAGUGAGUGUGGAAAAUCCUUCUGCAAAAAGUCAAAAUUCAUUAUACAUCAGAGGGCUCACACAGGAGAGAAACCUUAUGCAUGUAACGUAUGUGGGAAAUCCUUCAGCCAAAAAGGAACCCUCACCGUGCAUCGGAGAUCACAUUUAGAGGAGAAGCCGUAUAAAUGCAAUGAGUGUGGGAAAACCUUCUGUCAAAAGUUGCACCUCACACAACACCUGAGGACUCAUUCAGGAGAGAAGCCCUAUGAAUGUAAUGAGUGUGGGAAAACCUUCUGCCAAAAGACACAUCUCACCCUACACCAGAGAAACCAUUCAGGAGAAAGACCCUAUCCAUGUAGUGAAUGCGGAAAAUCCUUCUCCCGCAAGUCAGCUCUUAGCGACCACCAGAGAACCCACACAGGAGAGAAGCUUUACAAAUGCAAUGAAUGUGGGAAAUCCUACUACCGGAAAUCCACACUCAUCACACACCAGAGAACACACACAGGAGAGAAGCCCUACCAGUGCAGUGAGUGUGGGAAGUUUUUCUCUCGGGUAUCAUACCUCACUAUCCAUUACAGGAGUCACUUAGAAGAGAAGCCCUAUGAAUGUAAUGAAUGCGGGAAAACCUUCAACCUCAACUCAGCCUUUAUCAGACAUAGGAAAGUACACACAGAUGAGAAGCCCCAUGAAUGCAGUGAGUGCGGGAAGCUCUCACACCUCACCAGCCUUCACACAACUCAUCUAGGAGAGAAGCCCUAUGAAUGUAGUGAGUGUGGGAAAACCUUCCUUGAAAACUCAGCUUUCGAAGGGCAUCAGCCGCUUCCCACAGGGGAGAAGUCGUAUGAAUGUAACAUAUGCGGGAAGGUGUUCUCUGAGCUGUCGUACUACACCAUACAUUAUAGGAGUCAUUCAGAAGAGAAACCCUACGGGUGUAACGAGUGUGGGAAAACCUUCUCCCAUAACUCGUCCCUCUUCCGACACCAGAGAGUCCACACAGGAGAGAAGCCUUACGAGUGUUACGAGUGUGGGAAGUUCUUCUCUCAGAAGUCUUAUCUAACAAUACAUCACAGGAUCCACUCGGGAGAGAAACCUUAUGAAUGUAGCAAGUGCGGGAAAGUCUUCUCUCGGAUGUCAAACCUCACUGUGCACUACAGAAGCCACUCAGGAGAGAAGCCCUACGAAUGUAAUGAAUGUGGGAAAGUCUUCUCUCAGAAGUCAUACCUCACUGUGCAUUACAGGACUCAUUCAGGAGAGAAGCCGUAUGAAUGUAGUGAGUGUGGGAAAAAAUUCCACCACAGGUCGGCCUUCAACAGCCAUCAGAGAAUUCACAGGAGAGGGACCUUGAAUGUACUUGACAUGGGAAGUCUCCUCUGAAGUUAGUUCUCAUUCUAGAAAAUCCUCUGCACAUAAUGGAUGUGGAAAGUCCAGCUGAGAGUCAGAUACCACUGUCUGAGAGUUCCUGUUUCUGAACGAGGAAAAGCGUUUAGGCAUUGGGUUGAUUCUAACCUGAAUUUUCACAAAGACCAAUCCCUAAAAACACAAGAAGCAAAGCUUUCAGCAACUCAUUGGACAACUAGACAGUUUAUACAAGAGUAAAACUCUAUAAAUAUUUAAUAUUUAUUUUGGAUUCCAAUUGUAUUUACAUAUCAGGGAGUCAUACUGAGGCUAAAUCUGUUGAAGCGAUGAAUGUCGAAAAUACAUUGUCUUGGCAGUUGUUAUACUAAAAGCCAUAUU
Messenger RNA from Budorcas taxicolor (takin), 2635 nucleotides. RefSeq names its product RB associated KRAB zinc finger (gene RBAK). Gene Ontology annotation, molecular function: DNA-binding transcription repressor activity, RNA polymerase II-specific. Gene Ontology annotation, biological process: negative regulation of transcription by RNA polymerase II. Lineage: Eukaryota; Metazoa; Chordata; Mammalia; Artiodactyla; Bovidae. The coding region runs from base 134 to 2275 and encodes 713 amino acids. The transcript has 5 exons. The record is from RefSeq and is a predicted model, not a curated record.